CAGCAUUGAAUUCAACAAUUGCAACCGUGGUCAGGUGUUUGGGAGAAAAUCGGCUCCAGGCCAUACUGUUGAACCACCUGAGGUGGCACUCCAGCUCUCUAUCGAGCGCCACACGUGAAUACAUCAGUUCCUCGUGAGCUUGAUUCGGUUUCUCCAACAGAUUCAUUUCAUCUCGGAGCGUUUACGAUCAAUUAAAUCCCGGGUUUCUCAUUUCUACAUCCUUCAGUAAAGCAAAUUGUUUCAGGCACUUUCCAUGUCGAACAAGCGAUCGCGUGACGAAGCCGGCAUGGAUUCAACAUCUGACGGCCCAUUCCAGUCCAUGUUCGAGACAUUCAGAGUCGAACUAGACGAGCACCAUGCGCGCCGAGAACGAGUGAUUAAAGCUUCCAGAGAUGUUACUGCAGCGAGUAAGAAGAUUAUAUUCUCAUUACAAAGAACACGGGAAUUGGACCAACCGAUCUCUCCCCCAAUCAAGAAGACCAUUGACCCGCACCUGGACAAUAUCAAGGCCCAAUACAAUGGUAUCUGUUCAGACCUCCAAGGACUCAAUGCCUAUCGAUAUCAAUCAAAUAUAUCAGGAGGCCAUCAGGAGUUUAUGGAGGCAUUAUCCUUCCAAUACUAUCUCGAGAACCAAGCUUUGAUCCCUUAUGAAACGGCGGUGUCCAGCCUCAACUCCUUGGUCGAAGGGGCAAACAAGAUCACAUUAACCGUCGACGACUACAUCCUGGGCAUAUUCGAUAUGGUCGGCGAAUUGAUGAGAUUCUGUAUUACGGCAAUGGCAUCGACAGGAAAACUUCCAGCCCGAUCAAAACCUCGACGAUCGACUAGCAAGAACACGCUGCAGCAUUCCGAUCGGAUGGAUGUAGACGAUGGUGCCGGAGAUGAUGUCGGAGAUAAUGAGCAGGAAGGGAAUGUCCUCUCGGACCUCCGACAGCUCCGAGUCGCUCUAGAGGCACUAGAUGUUCCGAGGAAGUCGUGGCUCGAGAACCAGGUUCGAAAGAAGAUGGGAGUGAUGCAAACAUGUGUGGAGAAGGUCGAGAAGUCCUUGUACGGGCUCGUUGUGAGGGGAGCAGAAAGGCCUACAGGAUGGAUGCCAGACAUCAAUGAGGCCGAAAGGUUGGAGAAUCGAGGUUAAGCCCUAUCAUGUUUCGAGAUUAUUCUUCCAGCCUUUCAGCAGAUGCUGCUGAACUCUGAAUGAGGAUGAUGGUGCGCAUAGCCGCAAUGGUAUGGACCACUACAGGUCUUGGUACGGGAAACAAGGCUGUGGGAUCUUGCAAUGGGAAAGACACUCUGAAUAGGUAACAUUCUUAUUUCUUGCAGCCUGGCCGCCUGGGUACUUUGUGUAUAAAUAUCAAGGAUAUAUGAUCGAUUAAGUCGGAC
This is a messenger RNA of Eremomyces bilateralis CBS 781.70, 1380 nucleotides long. RefSeq names its product Translin. The transcript is spliced from 3 exons. Bases 254 to 1135 code for a protein of 293 amino acids. The record is from RefSeq and is a predicted model, not a curated record. Gene Ontology annotation, cellular component: cytoplasm; nucleus. Lineage: Eukaryota; Fungi; Ascomycota; Dothideomycetes; Eremomycetales; Eremomycetaceae. Gene Ontology annotation, molecular function: sequence-specific DNA binding; RNA endonuclease activity; RNA binding.